Molecule: messenger RNA, 1387 nt
Organism: Aspergillus uvarum CBS 121591
Lineage: Eukaryota; Fungi; Ascomycota; Eurotiomycetes; Eurotiales; Aspergillaceae
Product: SRR1 family protein
Exons: 3
Coding region: 314-1387 (357 amino acids)
Source: RefSeq, a predicted model, not a curated record
CUUGAUUCGACAAAGCUGAAUUCGGACAGAUGAAGGUGUGGACCCCAUUUCAACUCAAGCAUAUUCACAGAACACCAGGAAAGAAGGAAGUGUUCGUAGUUCCUUACACACGUCUCUCAUCUUUCUCGCGCGACUCUUCAACAACCGGCAACACUUGAACUCUCUCUCCAUCUCCGUUAACGUUCUUGUAAAAUCUCUCCAUCAAUCUCUCUACGUACCGUGAGAAUAGUGUCUCAUCUUUCUCUCCGGUAUCGGCAUUUAUUGAGAACAAAUCUUCCUACGUUGAGGUUUCUUACCCUUUUUGUUCUUCAAAAUGCCGCUGCCGUUACCCGGUGAGGAUAGUCAAGCGCAAUUCAUGUUCACGGUAGCUAGGCUCACGCCUGGCAGCAGCCAGCCACGCCGCCUAGAGAACGAUGAACAGGAGAUGUUCAAAUGUAUGCAGCUGUACAAACUCGGGGUGCCUCUCUAUACCCGUGAGGCUAUUCUGAAUGCGUAUAGUCAGCUGAAGGCCAGCAAACGUGGCGAUAGCAUCAAUAUCACAGCCAUAGACGGCACGAGUGUCGACUUUAUCAUCAAUACUGGCAGAUUCUGGAUUGGUGCCGAUGGAUAUGAGCGUGAGCUCAUUCGCGUCGCCCACCGAGUUGCCACGCGCGAUCCGAUCACCAAGGAGAGAUUCGAGUAUCGGGUCACCGCCUUCGAGAAGGUCCGGCUGAACCUCUUCACCACGCUCCACUUCUGGCGGAAUAGCCCCUACUACCAGCUGCUCCGGUACCUGCUGGACAAUUACCCCAAGAUGCCGCGGAUCACCAAGAUCAUUGGGUUCGACUGCGGCAGUAUGUCCCGCGACUUGCAAGGCCAGCCCUCCAACAACUCCCGUGCUCGCUACCAGCAUGCGUUCCUCAUCGCGCUGAAGGAGUACCUUGACGCCCGCAACUUCGAGGCCACGGGACAGGAGGUCCGCGUGUACGUGCAGCAUGAGACGUACCUUGAGCGGGAUAUUGAGGUCAUCCGGCAGUUCGGGGUACAGGUGCUCCAAGAUCCAGAGGGGUUCCUUGUUGUCGAUGAGGAGACCGUGGUGUUCUCAUGCCGACCCGAAUGCCCGGUGAGACAGGUUGUGGCCGACCUGGCGAUGCCGGCAAUGAUGAUCUGGGACCAUGAGAGAGAUCCAACCAAGGUCAACGGGAUGCCUGUACAGCGCAUUUUUGACCCCUGGUCCACUCGCCUGGACACUAUGAUGCGGUUCUACCAUGUGCAGGACUUUGUCAACGAUGAGAUCAAUUUCGAUAAGAUGGAUGUGUGUAUUCGUCGCCCUAUGGCAGAUGUGUAUCACGACUUGAAUGAUCCGGACGCUGGCAGCGACGCGAACAUUGCCCAGCCAGUCGCGUAA